Molecule: messenger RNA, 1140 nt
Organism: Trichomonas vaginalis G3
Lineage: Eukaryota; Parabasalia; Trichomonadida; Trichomonadidae
Product: RNA-binding protein family
Exons: 1
Coding region: 1-1140 (379 amino acids)
Cellular component (GO): nuclear speck; commitment complex; U2AF complex
Molecular function (GO): poly-pyrimidine tract binding; pre-mRNA 3'-splice site binding
Source: RefSeq, a predicted model, not a curated record
AUGCAAGAAAAAGAAUUGAACAUUAGGAAAAUUCCGAGGUUGAAAGGCGGUUGGAAUGUAAGUCCAGAGGAAUACAAAGCUAUGGGAUAUACACCUGGCCUUCCUCCUGGCCUCGUUGCACCAACUAGCAAAUCUAUUAGAGAAAUUUCGAGUCUUUUUGAAAUAUGUGGAACAAAAAAUCAAUACAUUCAAUCUAAUGAAGAGAAAUUAUAUAUGGAAAAUACAAUAUUCGUUGAAAAUAGGCCAGAAGAUGCUGAUCCUCUACAAACAGUACAAUUUAUUGUAAAACAACUUAUGAAACAAGGAUCCUAUUCUUCUCCAGGAACUAUUCCUGACUUUUACUCAUACCAAAAUCAAGUUCGCGUCGUAAUUAUUUUUCCAUCCAAAACAGAUGCGGAAACUGUUAUGAAACUCGAUCAGCAAUUAGUUUUUAAUGGCACAAAAUUACAUUUUACUAGGCCAGAAGACUACCAUCAAAUUCCAAGAGCAAAUCCAUCAUUUUUAUUCGCCGAACAUCCACAGAGAGUUAUUAUUGUUAACGUUGAUACAUCCCAAUUACAUCAAUUACCUGAAUUCCUUCAACAUUUCUUUGAUUUUGAUGCGAUUUACCCUGUUGAUAAUAUGAAUGACUGUGUUUUAGUCGAUGUGAGGCCACCGAUGUCCCCAGAAGUUGCUUCAUCUAGGAUUAACGGGAAACAGUUCGGAGAUUACGUUUUAUCAUGUUCUGCGAUGAGAUCUGUUUAUGACCAAGAAAUUCCUGAUUAUCCAGGUUUGUUUAAUAUUCCAUGCGAAGGAUUAUCACUUCAACAGAUAUUGCAGCCAAAAACGAGGAUUACUUGUGGUGCAGAAACUUCCGAAAAAUGCGGAAAAUUCUUGUAUAUAAUGAAUUGUGUUCCUUUUGAAGUAAUUGAUAACAGGAAUUUAAAUGUUAUGGUAUCAUAUGACAUUGCUAAUGAACUUGGAAAGUAUGGAAAGGUUGUAAAGUGUACUUUAUCAAAGGAUCCAAAUAUUGGAUCAAUAAGAAAUUUUGGAGUUGCUGUUGUUGAGUUUGAAACGGAAGAAGACGCUUUAGAAGCACAAAUAUCUGUUGCAGGAAUGAAAUACAUGGGAAGAACAGUUAUAACAAUGUUAUCUGAAUGA